GAACAAAUGCAAAUUUUUUUAUAGGUGACGAAAUAUUUUAUUUAUUAGCUGUUAAUAUUUAAAUAAAUAUUAUCAAACUAACUUUAUUUAUUUAUAUGUUAUUGGAGUACUUACUAUUUUAGUUGUUUUGUGCCUAUGGUUUCUAUUGGGCUCAUAGCCUGUGUAAAUUUUGUGCCCUGGUCGUGUGCAUAAGAAAGCCUGAGAAGUUAUUUUUCCUAAAUUCUACAUGGAUGGUAUUGGAGCUCUUUUCUUGGGAAUUCCUGUAAACAAUCGUACCAGUUCGUUUUCCGAUCUGUCGGCCGAUCACCAACUCUGGUCGCGAACUGUCCGUCGAUCGCCAAGGUUGGCCGCCGAUCUGUCACUGUCCAAUCUACUCGCCGAUCGCGACUCGUCCAGCCGCCGAUCUGUCCGUCGGUCCCUAAGUCUGAUCGUCAAGGUCGAUUGUUAUUAUCCAUCAGUUUGGUCGUCACAUGCUUAGGGAAUUUUGAGAAAAGCUCCAGUAGUUUGCAAAAGUUACCCGCACCGGCCGCACGCAAUUGCUCACUGAAGGGUUUGCGAGCAGAGCCUUACAUUGAAAACGGGGAUUGGACGGGGUGAAUUGCGAAAUGGAGUGUACAUUUUCAGCAAUACUUCUGCCAAAGCUCUGGCCUCUACCACUGAUCCUGUUCUCAUUCAUCAGCGUCUUGGUCAUCCGUCUCCAAAAAUAUCCUCUUUUCUUGGUCUAAAUAACAACAACUCCAUUGU
Cuscuta campestris is the source of this 744-nucleotide messenger RNA. The record is from the annotation of a GenBank genome assembly. Lineage: Eukaryota; Viridiplantae; Streptophyta; Magnoliopsida; Solanales; Convolvulaceae.